AUGUCUAAACUUCUCACCAUCUUCGGAGCCACUGGCAAUCAGGGCGGUUCCGUCGUGAGAGCAGCCCUCGCCGACGCCGUUCUAUCAAAAGAGUACAAAAUUCGUGGCAUCACUCGGGACGUCUCUAAGCCCGCAGCUCAAGCUUUAGCCAGCAAGGGCGUCGAGGUCGUUUCUGCCGACAUGAACUCAAAGACCUCUCUCGCCGAGGCGAUCAAGGGCUCCCACACAGUCUUCUUUAUGACCACGCCCAACUUCACGGGUGGCGCCAGCGAAGAGCAGGCUCACGGCAAGAACGUGGCCGACAUCGCGGCCGAGACCGGCGUCAAGCACCUCAUCUACUCAUCUCUGCUGCACGUCACCGAGACCACCAACGGCCGCCUCAAGCAUGUUGUCCACUUUGACGACAAGGCCGAGGUUGAGCGCUACAUCCGCGCCAAGGGCAUCCCCAGCUCCUUUGUCCUGCCGGGGUACUUUAUGAGCAACUUCUCUGCACUGCAAAUGAUUCGCAAGGGCGAGGAUGGGGUCUACAACCUGGCGUAUCCUGUCAGCGACAAGGCCAAGUUCCCUCUCAUCGACACCGAGUCCGAUAUUGGCAAGUACGUCGUCGCGGCAAUCCGCAAUGAUAGCACCCUCCUCGGCAAGCAGAUCUUGGCAGCUGAGGACUACUACACGCCCACGCGGAUCGUCGCCGAGUUUGAGCAAGUCACUGGCAAGACAGCCCGUUUCUUGCCCGUCGACGCUGCGACGUACAAGUCCUUCUUCGCUGGUCCGAUGGCUGCCAUGGCUGACGAGAUGCUCGAGAACCACCUCUUUAUUGACGAGCCCGGGUACUAUGCCGGUAAGGACUUGAAGGAGAGUCAGGAGCUUUUGGCUGGCGUUGGGCUGAAGGCGACUACUUGGAAGGAGUUCUUGGAGGCGAACAAGGCUGCUUUCCCGUAA
Messenger RNA from Colletotrichum paranaense, 939 nucleotides. RefSeq lists its product as uncharacterized. Gene Ontology annotation, cellular component: nucleus. Lineage: Eukaryota; Fungi; Ascomycota; Sordariomycetes; Glomerellales; Glomerellaceae. The record is from RefSeq and is a predicted model, not a curated record. The transcript has 3 exons. The coding region runs from base 1 to 939 and encodes 312 amino acids.